This is a messenger RNA of Penicillium alfredii, 6171 nucleotides long. Its product is annotated as AP-1 complex accessory protein LAA1. NCBI's taxonomy places the organism in Eukaryota, Fungi, Ascomycota, Eurotiomycetes, Eurotiales, Aspergillaceae. Gene Ontology annotation, biological process: endocytosis; intracellular protein localization; retrograde transport, endosome to Golgi. The transcript is spliced from 6 exons. Gene Ontology annotation, cellular component: Golgi apparatus; endocytic vesicle; membrane. The record is from RefSeq and is a predicted model, not a curated record. Bases 1 to 6171 code for a protein of 2056 amino acids.
AUGUCUUCCUCCGAUCCCGCUCCUGCCUCCUCCCCUGAAAAUGCGGUCCCGAAGCUGGACGUCACCAAGCUCCAUGCGCUGCCCUCCGAGCAGCAGGACCUCUACCUACUCACGUUCACCUCUGAUUUAGUGCAGUAUAUCUCCGGCCUGGACUCGGCGCAGGUCUCGACCCAGCAAAAGUUCCUGAAGAAGGAAUUGCUCAAGAUCUUGACCCUGCCCUCACCGACGAUUACUCGAGUCCUCCGCAAUAACCUCGGACGGUGUUUUGGGGCUAUACUCGGAAAAGGGGAUCGCGGGAUCCUGUUCGAAACCGUCACCGACUUGCUCGGUAUAUUGAACGCUAGCAAAAGUGAUGCAGAAAUCAAAACCAAGUUCGCUGCGGCACAUUGUCUUGGGGAGGUCUUUGCGACGGCCGGCGAGAGCGCAUUUAUGCAGUCCAAUGUCGCUAUCUCGAGCACGCUCAAGCUUCUCAAGUCAUCAAGCAACCAUACCGGUCUCCGAGGGUCUAUAUUUGUUGUGUUGCGCAAGAUCGUUGUGGGGAUCGGGGUUCCACUCGAUGAACCCACGGCGCGGGACAUUUGGAAGCAGACACGAAAUGCGGCGACAAGCGAUAAGUCAACCUUCGUUCAAGUCCAUGCAUGUCGCUGCUUGGAACAGUUGCUUAAAAUUUCGCCUUUUUUCGACAACCCUAAUGACUUUGAAAACUUGAAAACCAUCAUGUGGAAGAUUAUCGACAACCCGGCUGCACCAGUCAGACAUGCUGCGGCUGCUGUACUUGGCAGGGCCCUGAUCAAACUGCACGCAACCGAAGCGCAUGUCAUGGCGGCCCCGAAUCCAAAGUCGAAGAAAUCGAAAAAGCAAUCUAAGAAGCCCACCGCACGACCGGGAGAUGAGGAGGAAGCCGAGAUGUCAGAGUCCUCUGCUGCUCCGAAAAAGUCGGAAUCGCGCUUGUUCUUCCUGCUGCCGGACCUGCUACGCCAGCUUUCGUCACAAUACCUGAAAAGCACGACCUCCAACCGCUCGCGUGCUGGUAUCUGUAUCUGCUACAAAUACGUCCUCCGUAACUUGGGAGACAAGAUAAUCGAAGAACGUUAUGCGCAGAUUGCGUCCAAUCUGCUUUUUGAACUGUUGAAUCACCCAACAGUGACAUACAAUCGGUUUCGUUUGCUGAUGACCCGGAAGUUUGUCAAAAACAUCCUGGAGGACACUAUCAGCCCUGAGCUGCUCCGCGAGAAUAGCCAGCUCAAUGCCGCCAGAUGGCUGAUUAAUGACAUUCUCAAGGAUUAUCCUCAGGUCGUCCAGGAACGUCGUGAGCCCAGCAAGUACACCUUGACCAGCGCGAUCAGCGCCCUGUCCUCGUUGAUCUCCCCUCUUGGCUCAGCUUUCGUCAUCCACGCUGAUAGCUGCCGAGACGCCUUGAUUCAAGUUCUUCCUCACCCCAGCUACACGGUGCAAAUUCACACAGCGCAUUGCCUGCGGAACUUUGUGCUUGCCUGCCCUCAUCAGCUUCUGUCUUGCGUGACAAUUUGCAUGAACAGCUUAACGAGGGAGCUUGGGCAGCUAGCUACGCCGCGACAGUCACCGCGGCGAUGUGUUGGUUAUGCCAAUGGAUUAGCUGCGAUGCUCAGCACUUCCCGUCUGCAGCCACUCUAUGGUGCUGUGGAUGUGUUUGCGCGCGUUUUCUCCCAGGCCACCGACCUGCUCAAGAUCAGUAGCACGUCUGAACUUCGAGUUGCAAGCACGCAAAUCCAGGUUGCGUGGAUCCUCAUCGGAGGCCUGAUGCCUCUCGGACAAAGCUUUGUUAAGAUCCACCUGUCUCAGCUGAUGUUGCUCUGGAAGAAUGCACUUCCAAAGCAUCUCAGUAAGGAGAACUCCGCUCAGCCUGGUACCCUUGAGACAAGCUUUCUUGCCCAUGUGCGAGAGUGUGCCUUGAGCUCGUUGCUGGUCUUCAUGGAGUUCAACAGCAAGUUGAUUACGGCAGAUGGUGCAAAGAGGAUUGCGACGAUGUUGCAGAAUACAGUUGAAUUCUUGGAUGAUUUGCCGCGGCCGAAGGCUAUGGAAGAUAUUUCGCAACGACUGCAUCCUUCUCUACAACUUCAUGACUUCAUUACCAUGGUGCGCAGACGGGUUUUGCAGUGCUUUUCCAAGCUGGUGCACGUUCAUCACCCCAGCCAUGGAGACAUCAUCUCCCAUUCCAGCCUUCUCAGCCUUGCUAUCUCGUCGUUUGCAGACCCAGAUGCGCAAAAGGGACCACUUGAAAGCUCAAUUGCAACGUCCUCUGGACAAUUCGACGGUCUGUGGGAUCUAUGUGACAAUUACGGCUUUGGUGUCACGGGGCUGGUCCGAGAGCACAUCCGUGCUGCACUUUCUGGAACGCAUGGCAACGACAAUGGGCCUGCUUGGUCUGCAAUUGACUCUGCAGAUCAAGCUGUCGAUGAUUCGUUGACGUUCCCUGUUUGCCAAGCCAGCGAGCACGACUCGGUGCUCUUGUAUAGUUUGAGAUCUGGAGAUGCACUUGCUGUUGAUCCGCCAACGACCGGAGUCAUCAACUCGGCAAUCGAUCUGUUUUCUGUGGCUAUUGCUCUUCACUCGCCCAAAAUCCAGGAAAGCAGUGUUGAGCAAAUCGCCACAUUCCUCACAUCCCCUGGUCUCCAACGCAAUCCAGGAAGAAAAGCGGCCCUGGUUGUCAACAUUUCUGUCGCACUUCUACAUGCCCUGAAAGUUGCUGUGAAGGAAACAGACUUUGUUGCUGGCAAGUUGAGCCCUGCUACCGACAAGAUCCUGCAAGAACUCCUUCAGAAAUUCGUCAUCGACACCGAUCCCAUCGUUCGGACGAUUGGCGUUGAAGCGUUGGGACGACUUUGCGACAGUGCUGGCAACGCGUGCACCAAUACCCAGGUCAACUGGCUGGUUGAUACAAUUGUCGAGAACCGGGAGCCGAAUGCUCGAGCCGGCUGUGCGGCUGCUUUGGGAUGCAUCCAUUCCCAGAUUGGCGGGAUGGCAGCUGGCCUGCACCUGAAGACCAUCGUGGGUGUGUUGAUGUCUCUUUGCAGUGACCCACACCCCGUCGUUCAUUUUUGGGCCCUUGGUGGACUGGAGAGAGUUGCCACUUCUGCUGGGUUGACCUUCUCUCCUUAUGUCUCCAGCUCCUUAGGAAUGCUCGCUCAGCUCUACAAUGCAGACACCCACAACGAGGAGGCAGCCGCACUGGCAACAUCCAACAUUGAAGUGUCAUUCUUGACGCCUGUGGUCAUUAGUCGAUGUGUGGACUCCCUUAUCAAUGUUCUCGGGCCCGACUUGCAAGACGUCGCCAAAACCCGAGACCUUAUUCUCACCUUGCUCCGCCAAUUUCAGUUGGAGGAAAACCCUGCUUUGGUGACGGAGAGCUCCAAGUGCUUAGAUCAUUUCUCUCUCUAUGCCUCCAACUUCGUGGACUUUGCAGGAUACGUGAAGCGAUUGCAAGGCGAACUUCGUGCUAACGAUCCAUUGAUGCGAGACGUGGCGGUCCGCGGCCUCAACAAUCUCAUGAAACGAGAUGCGGCAUCCGUGGUGGGGACCGCAACUCAGACCCUUGAAGAUGACAUUUGGCUUGCGUUCGACGAUGCACCAGACAACCGGUCUCUGCGAGCAAUGAUUCAGGAUUGGCUGCAGCAAACUGCCCUCGUGGAAACUGAGCUCUGGAUCCAACGAUGCCACAAUAUCAUGACCAAGACGCGCAAAAAGGUUGAACCUCCACCAACCACCACGGUUCAAACUGCUACGGCGGAUAUUCCAGAUGACGAAGUCGCUGGAUUUGCCUCUGCAGUCACAGGCGAGGGACAAGGUGACCCCGCGAAUGAGGGCGUGGCCGGCCAGGAGUUGUUGAAGUGGCAGACACGCAAUUUUGCCAUGAGCUGUCUCUCCGAGCUCUUGGCCACUGUACAAGAGGCAAUCCUGCCCGACCAAACCAUUCCGGCGGAGCUGGCUCUCCAGUCCAAGGUCGGUGAUAUUGUCCGGAUGGCGUUCUCGGCAUCUACUGCCAACGUGAUCGAGCUGCGUGUGUGGGGAUUGAAGAUCCUCGACCAAGUUCUCACUAUGUUUGGUAAAACUCCCGAUCCGGAUUUUGCCGAGGCCUCUCUGCUCGAGCAGUACCAGGCCCAAAUCGGAUCGGCACUCACCCCGGCCUUUGCCGCUGACUCGUCGGCGGAGCUGGCUUCUGAGGCAAUCAAUGUGUCUGCCACUUUUAUUGCCACUGGGAUUGUGACGAAUGUUGAACGUAUGGGACGAAUUCUGAAGCUCCUGGUCCUGGGCCUUGAGAACUUUGCCAAAAAUUCGGAAACUACCGAAAUCGGUGACCUCAAAGGGUUGAACUCGAAUGCGCGCGUGAUGGUCAAACUUGCCUUAUUUUCGGCAUGGGCUAGGCUCCAGAUUGCAAGCAUCGAGCAGGAGUACUUGAAUCGGGUGGUUCAGCCUUAUCUUGCCAAGCUCACGCCAUUGUGGCUCUCAUCUCUUCAAGAGUAUGCCCGAUUGCGUUUUGAACCGGACAUCUCUGGCAGCUUGGGCACGAGCUCGCACAGUAACGACUUGGAUGAGGUGUAUGCUGCGUUGAACCGUGAGACGUUAUUGAAGUUCUACCAAGAUUCUUGGUUAUACCUGGUCGAUGCCAUUGCUGGCCUGGUUGAAAGGGAUAUUGAUUUCGUCUUUGAUGCUCUGGACGGCAAGCUGCAACAGCCGGAAGAGCCCAGUACCCCGGGGAAGGAGGAGAAAGACAAGACUCCCAGCGACGAGUUGCAAGGAAAGGGCCACGACAUCAACUAUCGCGAAGAGCCAGUGGCAUUCUUCUUCGUCUUAUUUGGGCUGGCUUUCGAGUCUCUUGUGGAUCAAGCUACAUUUCCCUCCCAGCGGUUGCAGAUUCUCCAAGCCCUUAAGAGAAUCUUGAGACCGAUGAUAUCUGGGAACGCAAUUUACCAAGACGCGAUCUUCUCAGAGACAAUGGACUCUUUUGAUCGACUUGUCUUGACAGAGAACACACCCAUCCAGACCGUGAUUGUUGAAAUCGCCCAAAAUUUGUCGAUGGAUCAUCCGGCUGCAAAAGGCGGCCAGGAACGCAGUGAUCACCUCACUGACGACAUUGAGCAGCUAUUCGAGCUUACCAGGAGCAUUAUUCUAGUCCUUGCAGGUAUGCUGCCCAACCUCCGCGAAUCGACACCCCUUGCACGCUUCAAUGUGUCGUCGGAUGAUUCACUGGCGCUCAUCCGCCUGGCACUGCGCUCGCUCGUCGAUGUUGCAUCGGUCUUCCCGUCCAUCAUUCGCAAUGACCUCCAUGCCUGCAUCCUACACAUCUUCACUACCAUCCUCGCAACCGGCAUAUGCCAGACAGAAGUGGUUCCUCAAGCCCUUCCGAUCUUCAGGCAAUUUGUUCAUAGCAUCACCCAUGCCCCCGAAGUGCCCGAGGAUCGGGAUGUGGUGGCUUUCCAGAUGCGGGGAUGCCUCACCCGUUUCUUGACCAUCCUCACUAUCGCGCAGCGCCGAGAAUCGGAUUCUUCUAUCCCUUGUGCCAAGAACACACUUUUGGCUAUUGCCUUCCUCCUGACUACCGGUGGCCAUGUCCUCCCGCCCCAAGACCCAGUCAUCGUUCGGGUUCUGCACGAGCUUCUUGAUUGUCUUCAGGACUUUGGGCUCGCCAAUGUCGCUGCCAGCUGCAUCCGCUCAAUUCUUGUCAAGCCUAGUCCCCGCAGCACCACCGACCAAGUGAUCGCUCGGUACCUCACCCCGCGGCUUAUUGCAUUCCUUGUUGGCUGUCCGCUCGACAACGGCGAAGUCCCCAACGACCCCGAAAACUCGCGCACUGUGGUUGCUCGCACGCUGGUGUCGUGCGUGACCAACGCCACCUUUUCACCCACAGAAUUGCCCAGCGCCAUCUCCUUGGUGAUGUCUGCUUUACUGGCUCGUGCCAAGCGCGAAGGCCAGUCGGUGCACCAGGAAUCUGCGGGCCAUCUUCUCGAGUUGGCCAAGGCCGACCAGCUUACGUUCCGGAGCUUGGUCGCCAAUAUGACUCCGGACCAGAAAUCCUUGUUGGAAGAAGUACUGCGGAGCGCCGGGGUUGGUGCUAGUCCAGCAAGGACCGGAACUGAUGAGGUGGAUACGGCGCAACAAGCCGCCCCGAGUAUUGCGCUGCGCAUGGAUUUCUAG